AUGAUCAAAUCUCUUAUGAAACUCAAGCAAGAACUGAAGCCGAAACCAACCACAUUCCGAAUGCCGGCGAUCAAUCGGUGGGGAAGUAUCGACCUUGAACUCGAACAUUUCCCAUCGAAGUAAGAAGCCGACUUGGUCCGACAACUGUCCUGCAUGUAGCUCGGCCUUCUCCAUGUGAUUCCAUACCAAAACAGACUCUAGUUCCUCCAUUUUCUUGUCCGAAAACUAGCGAACUUGAUGGCUGUUCCAGGGUAUGUGCUCUACAUCCGUAGUCUGGGCGAGGAUAGCUGGGGUGAUGAUUGCGUGAUGGUGCUUCUUAUGGAUGUCGCUGUGAAAACGGCACAAUGGGAAAGAGGAGGGGACAUGGAUAAUAACUUCAAGAGUUCUGAUCUUGGUAAUGGGCCGAUGAUGGGUAUUUUGACAAAUAGCUCGUAGGCUAUUGAUGCUCCGAGAAACCGCUACCAGUCCUGCGAGCCCAUAGCUGACGCGCCGAAAGUUUCUGUAGAAAGGAGGAUGUUCCUGCCACACGUCCGACAACAUCAGUGAGCUUGCCAAUUUUCGGAAAUACAAGAGUUUUGCCAUCAGAUUUUGGAUUGAAGCUAUUGAAAGUAUCAGCGCAUAUUCAGAUACCGAGGAAGAUUAGAGACUUAAGCUUAGGAAUUGCAGCCCCGAGAUCAGGCAAUGCCCCUUCGCCGACAUUUUCGGAGAUAGAGUGUGUUGUACGUGUAGAAUGCCUCACGGGCUUCACGGUACAGUGUCUUGCAUGUCAAAGAUAUGUUGAUGAGAUCCGAGAAGGUGCUAGCUCUGGACCAGUUUCCAUACGCGAUGUUUCGAGGACUGUCUUCUUCCUGCCUAAUAAUAUCAGAGUCGAUGAGGAGAGAUUCAAGAAUGAGGAGGCGAACAUCGGCCGAGAUGGUCAUAAGUCCUAUGGAAGGUGA
Molecule: messenger RNA, 938 nt
Organism: Hymenoscyphus albidus
Lineage: Eukaryota; Fungi; Ascomycota; Leotiomycetes; Helotiales; Helotiaceae
Source: the annotation of a GenBank genome assembly